This is a messenger RNA of Dufourea novaeangliae, 2981 nucleotides long. RefSeq names its product isoleucine--tRNA ligase, mitochondrial (gene IleRS-m). The coding region runs from base 93 to 2981 and encodes 962 amino acids. NCBI's taxonomy places the organism in Eukaryota, Metazoa, Arthropoda, Insecta, Hymenoptera, Halictidae. Gene Ontology annotation, molecular function: aminoacyl-tRNA deacylase activity; isoleucine-tRNA ligase activity; ATP binding. Gene Ontology annotation, biological process: isoleucyl-tRNA aminoacylation. Gene Ontology annotation, cellular component: cytosol. The transcript has 15 exons. The record is from RefSeq and is a predicted model, not a curated record.
GUCAAUUCAUUUCGGUUUUCACGUUUAAACCGCAACUCCGCGUUAAGUAGAUUACCAAGGUAGAAACUCGUUUGUGUUCCAAAGUCGUAAAUAUGCAGAGACUUUUAUUUGGACAGAAACGAACGUUGUUCGGUGAAGUUAAAAUACAAAUAAACGGUAAUUCAAUCCAUGGCACGAGAACGAAAACCACGGCGAAAAAACGGCACAAGUAUUCGGAUACUGUUUUACUUCCACGAACUCAAUUCCCAGCGCAGAUUAAUGGAAAGAAACGGAUAGAGAAAGACAAGUAUUUAACCACGAAAGCUGGCUUUUCCGAAUUGUAUGAAUGGCAAAGAACACAUCUGUCAGGACCAGAGUUUAUCUUACACGAUGGUCCUCCAUACGCGAAUGGAGUUCCACAUAUGGGACAUGCUAUUAAUAAGAUUCUUAAAGACAUUACGUUGAGGAGUAAUGUUGUUCAGGGAAAUCGAGUUCACUAUAUACCUGGCUGGGACUGUCAUGGGCUGCCAAUCGAAAUGAAAGCUAUUCAAGACGUCAACAUGAAUGAUCCUCUAAUGAUUAGACAACAAGCUCAAGAAUACGCGAAGAAGGCUAUUGCUCGACAGAAGCAAGCUUUUCAGUCGUGGGGUGUUAUGGCCAAUUGGAACGAAUCCGGAUGCUACUUUACAAAUGAAUCUUCGUACAUAAAAAACCAGCUUUGUCAGUUCAUAAAGUUAUACGAGAAGGGAAUUAUAUUUCAGAAUUUCAUGCCAGUCUACUGGUCACCUUCUUCUAGAACAGCAUUGGCAGAAUCUGAAUUGGAUUAUAAUGAGCAGCAUCAAAGUAAAAGCGCCAUCGUUCGUUUACGUAUUGACAAGUUUCCCGAAAAACUGAAUUCGUUAAAGAAUCGUAUAGCAUACGCACUUACAUGGACUACAACUCCUUGGACAUUAGUGGCAAAUCAGGCUGUCUGUUUUGCAAUGGAUGCCAUGUAUUGCCUUGCCGAAGAUAGCGAAGGAAACUUGAACAUUGUCGGGGAAGAACUAUUGCAAAAUGUCGAGGCGAAAAUUGGGCCUCUGAAGCCUAUAAUACGCGUGAAAGGUAAAGAAUUGGAAGGAACCACAUACUUUCAUCCUUUCACGGAAAAGAGAUUACCUUUUCUACCUGCACGACAUGUCACAAUGAACCUAGGAACCGGCCUGGUUCAUACUGCUCCCGCACAUGGUCGAGAAGACUUCUUGGUCGCGUUAGAAAAUAACAUGUCUGUUGUAUCCUUCGUAGACGUCGAAGGUAGAUACAUUGAAGCUGCUGGUCCAGAAUUUCAUGGUUUGAAAGUGUUGACCGAAGGAACAGAUAAAGUCUUGCACCAUAUGGCAAAAGAUGUCUUGCAUGUCGAAAUGUUUACACACAGUUAUCCAUACGAUUGGCGAACGAAACAGCCAGUACUUAUCCGCGCUAGCAAUCAGUGGUUCAUCAACAUAAAUUCUGUGAGGGAUAAUGUUAUUGACAGCAUUGCGGACAUAAAGAUAUAUCCUGAAUGUAAUCGUAAUUCUUUUACAAAUGCUUUACUCGCUGGGAUAAAAGAUCGACCAUACUGGUGUAUCUCGCGACAACGUUCUUGGGGCGUACCCAUACCUGUUCUUUUCAAUAAAGUAACAGGUAAAUCACUUACGAGCAGGGCAUUGAUCGAACGUUUGUGUCAUGCUAUCGACGAAUACGGUCCCGACUGUUGGUGGAAGUAUUCAAAGGAUGAGCUAAUAGGAUUGAAUGUGAUUCAAGAGAUGAAUGUUCCAAUAGAUGACGUGGAAAAAGGAAAGGAUAUUAUGGAUAUUUGGUUCGACAGUGGUAUAUCAUGGUCAGCUGUCUUACCGGAAGGUAAAGCAAAUCUUUGUUUAGAAGGAUACGACCAAUUCAAUGGUUGGUUUCAGUCGUCGUUGAUAACUUCCAUCGCUUUACAAAAUUGUCCACCGUAUCGUGGGUUAUUCGUGCACGGAUUCGCAGUCGACGAAAACGGCUUGAAGAUGUCGAAAUCAGUGGGAAAUGUGAUCGAUCCCGAAGAAAUUCUGUUAGGUGGAUCCAAUUUAGAAAAAAGUCCGGUAUAUGGAGUCGAUGUUCUAAGAUGGUGGGUGGCUAGUCACGGAACUCAGCAUAUGAAAAUACCUGUCUCGAAGGUAUUGCUCGACGGAUGCAAGCAGUCUAUCCACAAAUUGCGUUUGAUUCUACGUUUCCUUUUGGGUUGUUUAUAUCCUCAUCAUCAAGGCGUUCACUGUGAACCUCACUAUCGAAUCAUCGACAAGUAUAUGCUGUACGCAUUGUAUCAUUACAACGAGCAGAUGCUGGAACAUUACAACAAUUACGAGUACCAUCAUGCAAGUAAAACAAUUAUGAACUUUGUGGCAAACGAUGUGUCUGCUUUGUAUUGUUUCCUAAUAAAAGAUAGAGUUUACUGCGACGAAGCAACAUCGCCGUCGCGUAUCGCGGCUCUCAGUGUUCUAAGGGAAACGCUGACCGUUCUUUUGAGAACCAUAGCUCCGAUUGUUCCGCAUUUAGCGGAAGAAGUAUGGUCAUACCACCCUGAAAAUCACGCGUCGAUACCAUUCCAUCAUACCUCGUACAGGGUACCAGAAUCUUGGAACGAUCCAAAAAUCGUAGAGCGCUUGAACGCGGCGUUUUGCAUACGAAACAAACUUCUAAAUACUGUCAGUACGAAUACAUGGGAGUUAUCCGGCACCAUAGAAGCUACAACGGCAGAUUUUGUCUGGCUUUCGUUAUUGCACGAUGAGAAACAACGAUCGACGUCUGAAUUAUGCGAAAUUUUGCAACUAUCCUCGAUAAAAUUGAUCGAAAAUCCCGAUGUUACCGAAACGCAAAUUCAAGUAGAAAGUAAUCAAAAAGUGUUGUGCGAUCGAUGUAGGAGGUAUCCCGAAGUCGGGGAAGAUGGUUUGUGUUUGCGUUGUGCUGGAAUAGUUGCUAAAGACAAAUCGGCGUCUGCUGUUAUGUAG